AGAGACACUUAUCAUUUUAACAAAAAAAAUAUGGGUUAUUUUCGUAUCCUUUUAUAUUUCAUAUUUAAGGGAAAACUUUGAUCCAAAGUUCAAACUUAAGGAUGACUUGGUCCUAUCUCUCUCAAGUAAUGGAACGUGACUCCCUUCAUUUGCCCGCCUUAACUGCCAUCUAAUAAUAAAAUACUCCGACAAUCCCCAACCCAAGUCCAAGUCAACUCGAGACACCAUAUUCCCCGCCAGAUAAACAUGAACAAACAUCAAGAAGAAUCACAAAUUCAUAAUUUACUUAAAAGGAAAAAAGGGUUAGACAAUUGUAAACAUUAAGAAAACAUUAAGAAAGAAAGCAUUGAUUCCCAGAAAAAAACAAAUGGAGAUCCCUAACGCAGAGAAUAGCACAACACAAAAGAAACUCCCAACAGUUUCAUCUACAAAGGAAUCUCUCAAUGUCCUUCCUUACCAAACCCCAAGGAUAGGAGAAUACUAUACUCUUGGCAAGAAAUUAGGCCAAGGACAAUUUGGGACAACUUAUCUAUGCUCAGAGAAUGCAACGGGCCUUGAAUAUGCCUGCAAAUCAAUCCCCAAAAGGAAACUUUUCUGCAAGGAAGAUUAUGAGGAUGUGUGGAGAGAAAUUCAGAUAAUGCAUCAUUUGUCUGAACACCCUUAUGUUGUAAGGAUUAAAGGGACCUAUGAGGACAAUGUUUUUGUCCAUAUUGUUAUGGAGGUGUGUAAAGGGGGUGAGCUUUUUGAUCGGAUUGUUCAAAAGGGUCAUUUUACUGAGAAGAAAGCAGCACAAUUGGUGAAGACUAUUGUCAAGGUUGUGGAGGCUUGUCAUUCUCUUGGUGUCAUGCAUAGAGAUCUCAAACCCGAGAAUUUCCUUUUUGAUAGCUCUGAUGAAGAUGCUAAGCUUAAGGCCACUGAUUUUGGAUUGUCUAUAUUCUAUAAGCCAGGGCAGUAUUUCUCAGAUGUUGUAGGAAGUCCAUAUUAUGUAGCUCCUGAAGUGUUGCACAAAUACUAUGGGCCUGAAAUAGAUGUCUGGAGUGCUGGAGUCAUCCUUUAUAUCUUAUUGUCCGGAGUCCCUCCUUUCUGGGCAGAGACAGACAAUGGUAUCUUCAAACAGAUAUUGAAAGGAAAGAUAGACUUUGAAUCAGAACCUUGGCCUCAAAUUUCUGAUAGUGCAAAGGAUUUGGUAAAGAAGAUGCUCACGAGGGACCCUAGAGCGCGAUUAACUGCACAUCAAGUUCUAUGUCAUCCUUGGAUUGUGGAUGACAAUGUUGCUCCAGACAGACCCUUGGGUUCGGCAGUUUUGUCACGCCUAAAGCAGUUCUAUGAUAUGAACAAAUUUAAAAAGAUGGCUUUACGAGUCAUAGCAGAAAGGCUCUCAGAGGAAGAAAUAGGUGGCCUAAGGCAAUUAUUCAAAAUGAUUGACACAGACAACAGUGGAACAAUCACAUAUGAGGAACUAAAACAUGGCCUGAAAAGAGUAGGAUCUGACUUAACAGAGGCCGAAAUCAAGGCCUUGAUGAGCGCGGCUGACUUUGACAACAAUGGCACUAUCGACUAUGGUGAAUUCAUUGCUGCAACAUUGCAUUUGAAUAAGAUGGAGAGGGAGGAGAAUUUGCUUGCUGCAUUUUCCUACUUUGACAAGGAUGGCAGUGGUUAUAUCACGAUUGAUGAGCUUCAACAAGCUUUCCAAGAGUUUGGCUUAGGUGAUGUCAAAUUGGAAGAAAUUAUCAAAGAGAUUGAUAUAGACAAUGAUGGACGCAUAGAUUAUGGGGAAUUUGCAACUAUGAUGAAGAAGGGAAAUACAGGACCGGGAGCCAGAACUAUGAGAGGCAAUUUGACCUUCAGCAUAGCAGAUGCUCUUGGAAGCCAGUGACAGUGACAAUGGUCAAUAGAAGAUUGAUUUCCAUUUGUAUAGCCUCAUCAAUGUUCAAUCCAAUUAGUCAAUAUAAUUUUUUAGAAAAAAAAUUCUUUUGAUUGAGAAGCCUAAAUCGUUCGCCAACGGACAUAUUAUAUAGAUAUAGUAUUUUACCAACUUUAAUUAAUUUUGCACUUUUUUACUAAGGUAAAUUAUAGUGGUUGUUCCUCUUUUCAAUUAGAGGACCUGCACUUCAAUUUGGAAUAGUUCGAAUUCCUUUUCAUGUACCUCUAUGUAAUGAUGAUGUGUUCUAUGAAAUGAUGACACAUACAUUUUAUGGUACAAAUACACCCAGCCAGUGACAGUGACAACGGUCAAUAGAAGACUGAUUUCCAUUUGUAUAGCC
Molecule: messenger RNA, 2264 nt
Organism: Capsicum annuum
Lineage: Eukaryota; Viridiplantae; Streptophyta; Magnoliopsida; Solanales; Solanaceae
Product: calcium-dependent protein kinase 11
Exons: 7
Coding region: 368-1876 (502 amino acids)
Biological process (GO): intracellular signal transduction; protein autophosphorylation; peptidyl-serine phosphorylation
Cellular component (GO): nucleus; cytoplasm
Molecular function (GO): calmodulin binding; calcium ion binding; calcium-dependent protein serine/threonine kinase activity
Source: RefSeq, a predicted model, not a curated record